Diutina rugosa is the source of this 1071-nucleotide messenger RNA. RefSeq names its product cyclin-dependent protein serine/threonine kinase regulator (gene SSN8). Gene Ontology annotation, biological process: positive regulation of transcription by RNA polymerase II. The record is from RefSeq and is a predicted model, not a curated record. The transcript has a single exon. Gene Ontology annotation, molecular function: cyclin-dependent protein serine/threonine kinase regulator activity. Lineage: Eukaryota; Fungi; Ascomycota; Pichiomycetes; Serinales; Debaryomycetaceae. Gene Ontology annotation, cellular component: nucleus; mediator complex. Bases 1 to 1071 code for a protein of 356 amino acids.
AUGUCGGCUGACUACUGGGCUCUGAGCCAACGCCUGAAAUGGCAGAUGACCCGCCACCAGCUCAUGGAGGCUCGGCGCAAAGUGCUCCUCCUCGAGAAGAAGAUGAUCCAGAACGGGCUCAUCAAGGACUACGCCAACGUCCACUACGACCUCAACAUGAGGAUCUACCUCCACACGUUAUUGGUGAGGCUCGGCCGGCGGCUCAACAUCCGCCAGGUGGCACUCGCCACCGCCGAAGUGUACUUGCUGAGGUUUUUGACCCGGGUGCUGGUGAAGGAGAUCAACGUCUAUCUAUUGGUGAUGACGUGUGUCUACGUGGCGUGCAAAGUGGAGGAGUGUCCCCAGCACAUUCGGCUUAUCUUGCUGGAGGCCCGCAAUUUGUGGCCAGAGUAUAUCCCCCACGAUGUCACCCGAUUAGCGGAGUUUGAGUUCUAUUUGGUGGAGGAAAUGGACUCCUACCUCUAUUUACACCACCCAUAUAACUCGUUGAUCCAGAUUCGGGAUUUCUUACACCAGAACACCGCCAUCUACAACUUCCGGCUUACCGACGACGAGCUCCAGAACGCGUGGUCGCUCAUCAAUGACAGCUACAUCACCGAUCUCCCGUUGUUCAUGCCGCCCCACAUUGUCGCCGCCGCUGCUAUCUACAUCACCUUUGUGCUUAAAAAGAAUAUGGCCCAAUUGCGAGGAGGCGGCACUAACCUCGGCCUGAAUGGCGCCAGCAGUGAUCUGACGGGGCUCACCGCAUCACUGAACCCUGGCGGUGGGGCGACGACAGUGCUGGGACCGCUGGCGGAGGCCAACAUGCACAUUGACGACCUUAUGACCCUUGUGAACCCCGGCGCCCAGGGCGGUGGGGGCAUGCUGGCGGCGAAAGACCUAAAUACGAUGAACGGCGACGACGAGAUCGUCAAGAUCAACCGGUUCAUGAACUUUUUGACCCACUCACACAUCAAUUUGGACGAGGUGGUCGAGGCGAUGCAGGACAUGGUCAAUUUGUACGUGAUGUGGAAUCGCUACAACGAGAACACGAUCAAGAAGGCGUUGCAGCUUAUGCUUUUGCAACGCUGA